Lasiodiplodia theobromae is the source of this 915-nucleotide messenger RNA. Its product is annotated as PGAP1-like protein. The record is from RefSeq and is a predicted model, not a curated record. NCBI's taxonomy places the organism in Eukaryota, Fungi, Ascomycota, Dothideomycetes, Botryosphaeriales, Botryosphaeriaceae. Bases 1 to 915 code for a protein of 304 amino acids. The transcript has a single exon.
AUGGACCAGCCUGACAAACCCAUCACGCCCAUGCCUACCGCUGACAUGCACGGCAUGACAACCAACAUGCGCAACGUCUCCCUCAACGAAGCCCCCGCCUCACUUCACGAUGACUACGACAUCAGUGGCAAUGGCCAUGGUAGCCACCACAACCACCAGCUGCCCCUACCUAGCCUACCACCCAACCUCACUCUGCACCAAUUCACCUUGCCGAUCCGCAACGCGGUGCCCUCCGACAAUGGUGGAAAAAACCAGCUCACUUCAACACUGCCCACCCCGGCUCUCACAGCCGCAGCUCACAACGAAGAGCUCACCACCAUCGCCGAUAACGAUACUACGUCCAUGGAGGUACAGUCUACCGCCUCAUCGGACAAUGGCACGGACAAGGACCCGGCCCCGGAUGACUCGAGCUACCUGCAUGCCCCCAUCUUCGGGCGCCGUGUGAGGAUCGAUGGUGAGGGCGCGUGGCGCGUGCAGGCGGAAGAGGUUGCGCGCCUUCUGGUCUCCGCUGAGAGCAAGUAUGAGGUCGUCAAGUGCAUGAAGGAGCUGCCGCGCACCCUGAACGGCACCAUCCCCGCGGCAUUCCGCCUUGAGCUGAGGGAGUUGGGGAUCAUCUGCUCGCGUCACGGUUGGUUGAUUAGGUUUGUGCAUAGGCAGCAGGCGCCGGGCGUGCCGCACGUUGUCGCGGGAAAGAGUGUCCACGCGAUGCGUUUUCUCAAGAGCCCGAUGCAGGUGCUCGGAUCCCAGGAAUCCCGCGCGGAGAAGCAGCAGAAGAAGGAGAACAUGAUGAAGGAGAAGAAGGCCACGAGGGCUAGGCGCCGGCAUAAAAUGAAGGUCAGGCGCGCGAGGGAGAACCAGGAGGUUCGGGAGACUCGGGAGCAGGAGAUGAUCAAGCUGGAGUACGAUGUUGUCUAG